This is a messenger RNA of Aspergillus pseudonomiae, 1199 nucleotides long. RefSeq lists its product as uncharacterized. Bases 237 to 1133 code for a protein of 298 amino acids. The record is from RefSeq and is a predicted model, not a curated record. The transcript has 2 exons. Lineage: Eukaryota; Fungi; Ascomycota; Eurotiomycetes; Eurotiales; Aspergillaceae.
UCUAUCUUUCCCCGUGGGUUGUUGACCCUACUACUCACUGAGUUACUGGAUAUGAUACAGUAACCUCUAUUUAUCCAACAAUCCCGCCGUUGUUUCUGGAGACUCCAUUCGCUAGAGUCUCCUGGAGGCCGCCAUCACCUGUGUUCUUGGCCAUCGGAGCUGAAUGGUCCUGCAUUCAACGCGGUCCAUACCUUUACAUUCUCUCAUCUACCACGGAACUAGACCACUGAAGGGACAUGUUCGGUUUCUCGUCCAAACGUCCAAGGGGCCAUGAAGAGCUUGCCGAUUUUGCAAGUAGCGCCAUCCACGAGAGAAAGAAACACCGUUCUUUAGCUCUCCGCACAUCCCCACACUGCUCUCAGAAACUCACCUCUACCGAAGCGAACCAAGCUAUUGCGGAGUUCGGUUUAUCUACGUUGACGCCGGUGGAAUCCUCAGAUGAUGACGAUGGGAGUGUCAGACAGAGAAAGCACGUGCGCGCCGGCUUGACUCAUAGUAAGGGGGAGCUGCCUCACCAGGUAGCCCAUUGUCAUGCUUCCAAUACAGCAAUGGAUAUAGACCACGACAGAGACAUGCUGCCGCCGACCGGUGAUUGCACCCAGUACCCAUGGCCAACCAGUGCACGCGGCAAUGAGGAUAUUCAACCGUCCCCCAUCCCUCACAGUCUCGUUAACCAGUAUCUGACCAUCAGUGAGCGACAUGCUGCAACUUCCGCGUAUGGGUAUUUCCCCCCAAUGACGAGCGAUCAUGAUUCUACGCCGUCUACACGCCACCCGACUUCUCAGAGCGCAACUCCAUCUUGCUUUGAUAUUCCGCGCCCCCCCAGCCCAGUCAGUGACAGUGAAGAUGCGAUGGCAAGCAUCAAAGACACUGCGAGUGACGUGGAUAUGGCCUACAACCCGUCUCGCCCUGCCUCAUUCUCUCCCUCCAUAUGGAUAGGGACGGAGCGGAGCUCGCCCAACAUGCAGGAGGCCAUACCGUCAAUUGACAGUGCGAGAGACUCGCUAUCGGAAUGCAAGUCAAAGAAUGCGUCAAGCAAGAAGAAAAUCACUAUCUCCAUGGGCUUUCGAGCCGACUGUGAAAAGUGCCGGUGCAAGGUGCCAGGCCACUACAGCCAUAUCAUCCGCACCUAAUAUGGCUCUACGGUUCCCCGCAACUGUCAUGAUCAAUAUCCCCUGUACAUUAUUCCGUUUGUUGAU